This is a messenger RNA of Perkinsus marinus ATCC 50983, 1394 nucleotides long. Its product is annotated as Glucosylceramidase precursor, putative. Bases 1 to 1320 code for a protein of 439 amino acids. The record is from RefSeq and is a predicted model, not a curated record. Gene Ontology annotation, molecular function: glucosylceramidase activity. Lineage: Eukaryota; Perkinsozoa; Perkinsida; Perkinsidae. Gene Ontology annotation, biological process: glucosylceramide catabolic process. The transcript has 13 exons.
AUGGUUUCAGAUAGCAAGUACCAAACCAUCCACGGUUUUGGAGGGUCCUUCACCCAGGCAGCAGCGUAUCUCUAUAAAAAUCUCGACAGAUCGACUCAAGAGCAGUUCAUGAAACUAGUUUUCUCUCCAGAGGGGUUACACUAUAGUUUAGGCAGAGUACCCAUCAACUCCUGCGACUUCUCUCCUGAAACGUAUAAUUUUGAUAACAUUUCCGACGAUUUCGACCUGACCGAAUUCGACCGAGACCUCAAGAUGGACGAGGAACUUGGAAUGUUUGCCAUGAUCCACGAUGCUCAAUCACGAACCAAGGACACUGGUGGUCUUCAACUGCUUGCGAGCCCGUGGUCCCCGCCGUACUGGAUGAAGACAGAUAAUCACGAGAUGAUAGGCAGCGAAAUGCCGUGCUUGAAGGGGGAUCAGCGCUACCACAGGGCUUGGGCAGAAUACCGCUCUCUAUGGUUUCAAGGGUAUGCGAAACAAGGUAUCAACUUCACCUACCACACUGUUCAGAAUGAACCUGCGAACUAUAUCAACGUAUGGUGGGAACAGUGUUUCUUCGAUGCUCAAGGGGAAGCUGACUUCAUUGCUAACCACCUGGGGCCUGUGAUGGCGAGAGAUGGUCACAACAUUAGUCUGCUGUUUUAUGACUAUAACAAGGGGGGUAUGAACGACUGGGCGAAUGUGGUGUUGUCCAACCCGAAUGCAACUAAAUACAUUUCUGGUAUAGCUCUACACUGGUAUGAUGGUUACUACUUUGAUAAUCUGCGUACCUUCCAGGAGAAGUACGGGUCUCAGUACUACCAGCUGGCGACCGAAGGAUGUAGCUGUGAUGGGAUUCUGGAUCAGGAGUACGAUACCGAAUGGAAGAGGGCGAUGAGAUAUGUUGAAGACAUUCUGGGGGACCUGAACGCUGGGGUGGUGGGCUGGAUGGACUGGUCCAUACUUCUUAAUAUUGUUGAGAACGGCGCUGGCGGACCGAACCAUUCAAGGUUGAAAAAUUGGUGCUACACCCACAUUCACGUCACCAACAGCAGUGAUCUACUUGUCUAUCGGUCGUAUUACACCUUCUCUCAUAUAUCGCGGUUUGUGGUCCCUGGCUCGCGGCGGAUCGGAAUAACAAUGGGCAGCAGCGGGGAUGGUCUGGUGUGUUCGGCUUUCGUCACUCCAGAUGAGUCCAAUAUCGUACUCGUGGCGAUGAACUAUAAAAUCAACCAAAAGACGCCGGAAAGGCAACUCGAUAUCAGCCUGGCAGGCAGCAGCGACUCGUUGUACAUUAAUAUUCCUUCAUCGAGCGUCGUAACGGCGAUGAUUCCCAUUUGAGUCUUACUCGGCUCUUCAAUGAUCGACCCUUUCAUUUCCCAAAGUUCAUCACUGCCAGCUCUGGAUUUACCAGC